AUGUCCAUAGUGUUUAAGAAGAGCAGCUCCGAUGGGAAGCUUUCUAUCUACGUGGGGAAACGAGACUUCGUGGAUGAUUCAGACACCGCGGAGCCCAUUGAUGGAGUAAUCCUUGUUAACCCCAAGUAAUUAAAAGGUCGAAAGAUGUUUGCCAUGUUGACAUGUGCCUUUCGCUAUGGCUGUGAGGACUUGGAUGUGAUUGGUCUGACAUUCUGCAAAGAUCUCUAAAUACAGGCCAAGCAGGUGGCUCCAGCUGAACCCACCAGCAUCCAGGGCCCCCUCACAGCUUUACAGGAGCGGCUUCUGCACAAACUCGGGGCCAGUGCCUACCCUUUCACACUUCAGAUGGCUGCUAACCUGCCCUGCUCGGUGACACUGCAGCCUGGGCCUGAAGAUCAAGAAAGUGGGUUCCAGCCUUGUGGGGUUGACUUUGAAGUGAAGAGUUUAUGUGCAGAAAAUCUGGAUGAGAAAAUCCCUAAGAGUGAUUCUGUGCAGCUGGUUAUGAGGAAAGUGCGGUUUUCAGCCCUGGAACCAGGCCCUGGUCCCUGGGCACAGACCAUUCGCAGCUUCUUUCUGUCGGCUCAGCCCCUACAACUCUAGGCCUGGAUGGACAGAGAGGUUGUUCACUACCAUGGAGAAGCUAUUUCUGUCCAUGUUUCUAUCCACAACAAGGUCAUCAAAAGAAUCAAGCUUGCAGUUGUGCAGAUCACAGAUGUUGUCCUGUAUUCACUAGACAAGUACACGAAGACUGUGUUCAUUCAGGAGUUCACAGAGACAGUAGCUGCUAACUCCAGCUUCUCCCAGACCUUUGCAGUAACCCCACUCCUGGCUGCCAACCACCAGAAACAGGGCCUGGCACUGGAUGGCAAACUCAAGCACGAAGCCACCAAUCUGGCCUCUAGCACAAUUCUUCGACCUGGGAUGAACAAGGAGCUUCUGGGGACCCUGGUGUCCUACAAAGUUAGAGUCAACCUGAUGCUGUCCUAUGGGGGUAACAUCCUCCGAGGUCUUCCAGCCAGUGAUGUUGGUGUGGAGCUGCCCCUGAUCUUGAUCCAUCCAAAGCCAUCUCAUGGUGAGAGACCAGUGGCUACCAGCUCAGAGGACAUAGUCAUCGAGGAGUUUAUGCAGCAGGACAGCCAGGCCCAGAGCUAGACAGCUCCAGCAGCAAACGGAGUUAACAGAAGCCAAUAGCCUCUCUCUGAUAAUCCUGUGUGGAAGUCUUCACUGCAACACUCUAAUAAAUUGCUUUGUCCAGACAUGGCGGGUGAUCGUUGUGCUAUUUCCUUCUUGGAGAUUACUGGAACUACAGAGAAUGAUUUGUCUGCUUCAGGCACUAGUACCCCUUCCUCCCCCACAACCCUUAUUCACAAGCCUGAUUACAUUACCUGUACUAAGUACCUUGGCCCUAUGAGGUCCCAGACUUUCCUCUGACAAGUCACUUGCCUUUUCUCUCUGGCUUCAGCUACCCUGGCCCCCACUUGAUCACUUAUUCUUGUGAUCACCUUUUGGCCUAGCAGUACCUGGUGCUUACACGGUAAGGAACCCCAGAGAGGAAGCCAAAGGGGAAUGGACACUCCCAGGCCUGGCUAUGAGGCCAGCUGUUACCAAUUGCCACCGGAGAGGAACAUGAGGUGAUACCAGGUGGUACAGACUCAAGCACAGAAAACCAUUGCUACACCAUCUCUGCCUGCCCAGUUCAAGGGACGUUUUUGGUCCUUCUAAGGUGAGGCCAAGAGCCCUAGAAUGAGGCCAGAAGCUGUGACCUAGAGAGCAAUAGGAAACACAUAUACCCAUCUCUAUGCAAAGCCAGGCUCAUAUUUCUGGUCUGGGAUGGGCUUUGAGAUAAGAAGCUAUGAAUGCUAUGGAAUGGAUUGGAGAAGCUAC
Peromyscus californicus insignis is the source of this 1884-nucleotide messenger RNA. RefSeq names its product arrestin 3 (gene Arr3). Gene Ontology annotation, molecular function: G protein-coupled receptor binding. Gene Ontology annotation, biological process: signal transduction; G protein-coupled receptor internalization; visual perception. The transcript is spliced from 17 exons. The record is from RefSeq and is a predicted model, not a curated record. Lineage: Eukaryota; Metazoa; Chordata; Mammalia; Rodentia; Cricetidae.